Messenger RNA from Dicentrarchus labrax (European seabass), 909 nucleotides. RefSeq names its product Fanconi anemia core complex-associated protein 24-like. NCBI's taxonomy places the organism in Eukaryota, Metazoa, Chordata, Actinopteri, Moronidae. Bases 1 to 561 code for a protein of 186 amino acids. The record is from RefSeq and is a predicted model, not a curated record. Gene Ontology annotation, molecular function: chromatin binding. Gene Ontology annotation, biological process: interstrand cross-link repair. Gene Ontology annotation, cellular component: Fanconi anaemia nuclear complex. The transcript is spliced from 4 exons.
AUGAAGGGUGGAGGCGUGAAGAUCCUGUUUGAGAAGGAGCUCGGUGUGGCAGAUUUCCACCUGCCCAACAAAAGCUGCAUCCUCUACGUGUCUGAGUGCGACAUCAUUGCAGGGAACAGCUACAAGAGGAAACUGGUUCGCUACAGAAACAGCAGCAGUAGUUUCCAGGAGCUGGUGCUGGUGGAGAACACCAGACUCAGUGAGCAGUACUUCUCCGCUGUGCAGAGGUUUGUGGUGUUUGACCUCGGCCUGACUCUGCUGCCGGUCAGCGGACAGACUGAAGCCUCACAGCUCAUCACUCAGAUUGUUCACGGUGGGGGGGGCAGGGAGAACCCCUUCAGGAGGAGGACUUCGUCUCAGCUGUUGGACCCGCUGAUCCUGGCUCUGGUCCAGCAGGUCCCCGGGGUCGGCAGGGUCAAAGCUCUGGCCCUGCUGCAGCACUUCUCCAGCAUCCAGAAGCUCUGCAACGCCGCCCCCGCCCAGCUGGAGCCCAUCGUGGGUCACGCUGCAGCUCAACAAAUCCACAACUUCUUCCACAAAGCCACUGCUGCUGGAACCUGAAGGUCCGACUCUGGGUCUGCACUCAACCAGGAAAGUUUGGAUUGAAUCAUAAUGCAGAAACGCUUCAGCUCACAUGGACACUAACUCUUUAUUUGAAAGACUGCAAUGGCAGAAAAUCCAACAUUGCUGUGUUUAAACUGUAACAAACAAUAUUUGUUUACUUGUUUGUUUGACUGUUGAGGACCAACAGUGCCGUCCACAGAGCCCCGCUGGUAACAGGGCUGAAAAUACUUGGAAACUGAUUUAGGUUUGGUGAUUGGGCCGCUGAGUUCUCUGCCCUGUGUGGUUUUCUGUUUGUAUUUUAGUUUGCACUUUUGCUUCCACAAUAAAUAAAUAUUUGUAGCAUCA